This is a messenger RNA of Onthophagus taurus, 1625 nucleotides long. RefSeq names its product tubulin alpha-1 chain-like. Gene Ontology annotation, biological process: microtubule-based process. The record is from RefSeq and is a predicted model, not a curated record. Lineage: Eukaryota; Metazoa; Arthropoda; Insecta; Coleoptera; Scarabaeidae. Gene Ontology annotation, cellular component: microtubule. Gene Ontology annotation, molecular function: GTP binding; structural constituent of cytoskeleton.
AAUAUUGCCCGUGUCAUUCCGGUCAUAUUUACUUUCUGCAUUCAAACAACCAAUAUACCACAUACUUAUUCAAUAAGUUACAUUGUGUAUUCUUUUGCAUCUUCUAGAAACGGAACCAGAAAUCUAUAAAAGAUGCGUGAAUGUAUCUCAAUUCAUAUUGGACAAGCUGGCGUACAAAUGGGUAACGCCUGCUGGGAAUUGUACUGUUUAGAACAUGGCAUUCAACCCGAUGGUCAAAUGCCAUCUGACAAAACUAUUGGCGGAGGAGACGAUAGCUUCAACACUUUCUUCAAUGAAACCGGUGCUGGAAAACAUGUUCCACGAGCAGUUUUCAUUGAUCUCGAACCAACUGUGGUCGAUGAAAUACGAACGGGAACCUAUCGACAGCUUUUCCAUCCAGAACAAUUAUUAACCGGUAAAGAAGAUGCGGCUAAUAAUUAUGCUCGUGGACAUUACACAAUUGGAAAAGAAAUUGUGGAUUUGGUGUUGGAUCGCAUUCGUAAAUUAGCUGAUCAAUGUACCGGAUUACAGGGCUUUUUAAUUUUCCACUCAUUCGGUGGAGGAACGGGGUCCGGAUUUACUUCUCUUUUAAUGGAGCGACUAUCCGUUGAUUAUGGAAAAAAAUCAAAAUUGGAAUUUGCUAUUUAUCCGGCUCCCCAAAUAGCAACUGCUGUUGUGGAACCUUAUAAUUCAAUUUUAACUACCCAUACUACAUUAGAACACUCGGACUGCGCAUUUAUGGUAGAUAAUGAAGCUAUUUAUGAUAUUUGUCGGCGUAAUUUGGAUAUAGAACGACCAACCUACACCAAUCUAAACAGAUUGAUCGCUCAAAUCGUUUCUUCGAUUACAGCAUCUUUAAGAUUCGAUGGCGCUCUUAACGUAGAUAUUACAGAAUUUCAAACAAAUUUGGUGCCCUAUCCGCGCAUCCAUUUUCCUUUAGCAACAUACGCUCCAGUUGUUUCAGCCGAAAAAGCCUAUCACGAACAACUGUCAGUCGCCGAAAUUACUAAUGCUUGUUUUGAACCAGCAAAUCAAAUGGUUAAAUGCGACCCAAGACACGGAAAAUAUAUGGCAUGUUGUAUGUUGUUCCGUGGUGAUGUGGUUCCUAAAGAUGUCAAUGCCGCCAUUGCAUCUAUUAAAACUAAAAGAACAAUUCAGUUUGUCGAUUGGUGUCCAACUGGAUUUAAGGUUGGUAUCAAUUACCAACCACCAACGGUUGUUCCAGGUGGUGAUUUAGCUAAAGUUCAACGUGCGGUGUGCAUGUUGUCUAAUACCACAGCUAUCGCUGAAGCUUGGGCUCGUUUAGAUCAUAAAUUCGACUUGAUGUAUGCUAAACGAGCUUUUGUUCAUUGGUACGUGGGUGAAGGCAUGGAAGAAGGUGAAUUUUCUGAAGCCCGCGAAGAUAUGGCGGCUUUAGAAAAAGAUUUUGAAGAGAUUGGUGUGGAUUCCGCCGAUGGUGAAGAAGAAGGAGGUGAUGAAUAUUAAAAUAGUUUUAAAGUUUAAUUUUCAUUCUAUUUGAUCCUUGAUCUUGUAGUUAUUUGUUAAUAGUUUUAUUGUUAAUUAUAAGCAAAUGAUAUCGUUUAUGCUUAAAUUAUGAAUUUUUUAUAAUAAAAGUUGAAAAAUGA